AUGGCGAUCUCUCUGAUCGACCGCAAGGUGCUGGCUCACCUCAUCAACUACUAUGUCUCUGACAACAAGAUCGUUGUCGAAAACCUUCGCAUAGUCCUCGGUAUCUCUGUCAGACUCGAGGACAAACUCGCUCGCGCCCGCAGGCUUCGCCUGUUCGACAUCAAACGCGAGACUAGAUCGUUGGAGAUCUACCAGGAGCUGCUCUAUCUGACCAAGGAAGGAUUGGCUCUCACUGAAGUGUACAUCGCGCCAUACUGUGGAAAGGGCGCAGAUGGAGUCUACCAGGUCAUGGCCCUCAAGCUGCGCGCAUCUUUCCAUCACAUCCUCUGCCAGUUCCACAACACCCCUGCAGUUCGCAUACUGCGCCAGAGAAACGUGGAAGAGCUCAGCGCAUUCAGCGCAUACUACAUGGCUUCCAGACAGGACCAAGACUUCAACCUGGCUGGUUCUCCAGUCCCAUCUGAGCAGUCUUUUGCCACCAACCCUUACGCUACUCAUGGCCAGGCGCCGCCUGUCUUGGCUCACGUCCCAGCCGAUGAUCCUCCUCAGAUCUCGCUUCAGCCCUACACAACCCCUACACAACCUCCCGGUCUUGGUAGAAGCACCGUGGUUGAGUAUGACCCUCCCGUCUCAGCCAGUACCUUCCUGAUGCCCGCUCUGAAUUAUACCCCAGAAACCAAGAGACUCUUCGAGCGCGCAGUCAAGUGCGCAGAGGACCUUCUACAUCCAGCACACCCGCUGGUGCUCUCAUUGGCUCUGGAGCAGGCUACUUUCCUCAUGGACUGCCUCGGAGACUACGACAAAUCCUACAAGGUGGUCAAGAAGGCCGCUCGCGCUACUGUCCACGCCGGCAAUGUGUCCAAGGCCAACGAGGCUGAUGCAAUGAAGAUCUUGCACGACAUGACUGGAAUUGUGGCCAGAGCUGAGCAGGUAUUGCAGCCUGAAAAGCGUCUCGUUGCAGUUCAGCAGGUCAACUCUCCUCCUCUGUACCCACCUCCUGAUCGUGAGCUCCCUAGUCCGCCUCGGCAGCGUAAUGGCCCUGCACGCUUCGAUGAUUCCCCUCGUCAGCACAAGACCUCCAUCCGUAGCGACUCUGCCCAUGCUGGAGCCGAUCGCAGCGACAAGAACUCUUCGCAGUACUCCUCGCCUCUCAAGCCAGUGCAGCAGUCGCCAGCUGGCGGCGUUUCAUUGAGCCCCUACACCAACAAGAUGCAAGGUUUCGCCAUCUCACAGUCGCCCACUACCGACAAUUCGCCCACCACUGUAGGACGCCUCAACGGUGCUGCCACUAGAAGUGCUACUCUGAUUGGAUCGUCUGCCUCGCCAAUGAACCUUGACAGCAAGAUCCGCCUAAUCAACAAUGAGAUCCUUCAGCAUAAGAAGUCGAAGAGAUCUCGCAGCAGCGGCAGUAGCGUCAAGCUCAAGAGUGAAGGCAGGCGCAUGGAAGGCACUGGUACUGAGAAGGAGCGCAAGAGACCUGCCCACAGUNUAAUCAACCUCUUGACCAACAACGGCGCCACCUACAUCCCUCGCAAAGAAGAUGGCUCAAUCGACCAAGUCAUCCGCCACACCCACAUCGUCACCGGCGACAUUGAGUUUCCCGAAUACAACAGAGCACUAGAGUGCAACGUCCACGUCGUGCGACCAUCCUGGGUAGAGUCCAGCUACGAGAAGGGAAGACAGACACAACCGCGCCAGCACAGUCCAGACCCGUCCAUGUUCUUUAGAGACGUCAUAGUCUCGUGUGCAGACUUGCCCGAGGGCGACAAGGAUGCCAUCAUUGCUGGUACUUUGGCGCUGGGAGGCUUGUACAGUGCGCCCUUGACCAAGUUGGUCACGCAUGUAGUGGCUAUGGAUAUGCAUAAUGACAAGUGUCGGACUGUUCAUGCGAAGAAUCUGGCUUGCAAGAUUGUCUUGCCACAUUGGUUCGACGACUGCUUGAAACUUGGCAAGCUGAUCAACGAAGGUCCUUACCUCCUUCCUGACCCCGAGAUCCUUCGCCCCAGCUUUGACGAACCCGUCCGAGCACGAUUGACUCCCGGCCUUGACGGUGCACUAUCAGCCGUAGCAGGAGCACCGCCAGCAUAUAACCCGCCCAUCUCUCCAUCCGACUCGCGCAAGCAGCUUGUCGUCUUCAAGGAUAAGAAGGUGCUUUUCUCGAAAGACUUGAACAUCAACGAUCACCUGGCAAAGACAUUGAGACAUCUGGUCAGCCAGGCCGGAGGCUCUCUCACCACUAACGUGGAUGAAUCCGAUGUAUACAUUGGUCAUUACCGCGACGGCAUGGACUACAUAGCCGCCUCGCGCGCCGAACGAACCGUCGGAAAUCUCGCCUGGUUCUACAAUGUCAUCAAUCGCAACAAAUGGACGAAUCCCCUCAGCAAACUUCUCCAUUACCCAGUACCCAGAGGCGGCAUCCCUGGUUUCCAAGACAUGAGAAUUAGUCUUUCAAACUACAGCGGAGAAGCACGUAUCUACCUCGAAAACUUGUGCAAGGAAGCAGGAGCCGAAUUCACAAAGACCAUGAAGCAAGACAAUACCCAUCUAAUCACCGCCCACACGCACUCUGAAAAAUGCGACGCCGCUCAAGAAUGGAAUAUUGCCAUUGUCAACCACCUCUGGCUGGAAGAAAGCUAUGCCAAAUGCUCCGUACAAGCUCUAACCCAAAAACGCUACACCCACUUCCCACCGCGAACAAAUCUCGGCGAGAUUGUAGGACAGACCGACAUUGACAUUUCCAAAGUGCGCAAACUGUACUUUGCAAGCAACGAAAAGACAAUCAAAGACACAGAGCCAGGCCAANAAACACCACAUCCUUUCCGCGGCGCAGUCAGAGCUCCAGACACAUCGCCUAGAAGAGGCAUCGCGGCUUCCAGCGCAGGAGCAGCAAGAUCGUCCUUUGCAGCAAACGGAACAGAAACAGAUGCCAUGGACAUUGACGACAACGAGACUAGUGAAUUUCUCCCUCAAGCACCGCAAACUGCAAAGAAGAGGAAAUCUCGCGUGGGCUCUGACGCAGCGAUUACCACUCCUGCAAUGUUGGGCAAGCGACAGGAAAGAGAAUCAAGUCCACCGACCACCGGCCGUGCCUCCAAGGAAAAAGCAUUGAGCAAUUUGCAUGCGUUGAAAGAUGAUGUGUUGCAGUAUGAACGCGAGAGGAAACGAAAAGGCGGUGUCGUGCAUGGAGGAAGGAGGACUGCUGAGCCUGAGGAUGCUCCUGCUGCCAUAACGACCAAGACAACAAAGACGACGAGGAAUANNAACGGAAGAGCGAUGAUAUGGGCGACAGCCAUGCUGAAAUCAGCGAGACGGAGAUUACAGGUGUCAAAGGCAACAAGGCCAAGAAGGCCAAAANCCGACACUGGUCCCAAGGUCUUGUACAACAUGAUGGCAAAAUUACGAGCUCUGGGUAUAAAACUGACCACAGAACCCGCAGAAUGCACCCUCCUCUGCGCGCCCCGCAUCCUGCGCACCAAANAAUUCAUCGCCGCGCUCGCAAACAGUCCAGAAGUGGUCAACAUCUCAUACCUCGAUACCGCGCUCUCCAAACCCACACUCCCAGACGUCGAAAGGUACAGACUCGAAGACCACGAAGCCGAAGAAAGGCUUGGGUUUUUCAUGAACGAAGCCAUCGAACGCGGAGCCACGAAUGCAAAUCGUUUGUUGCACGGCUGGACGAUUUUCGUGACGGAAAAAGUCAGCGGCAAGUUUGAGACAUACAAAGAAAUCAUUGCCAUCAAUGGAGGUACGGCGGUACCAUACAAAGGCCGCUCCAACGUCAUCUCCGGACCCAGAAUUGCUCCUCAAGAAGACCCAGAAGCAGGUGACGAAGCAGAAAAUCAAGGUGGAGAAGAAGAGUUGAAUAGAGUGUACCUGAUUUCCAGCACUAGUGAUGAGGAGGUCCGGUUAUGGGAGAGGUUUGUGACGGAAGCCGAGAAGAAGGGAUUGGAGCCCAAGAUUGUCAAGACGGAUUGGUUGAUCAAUCUUGCCAUGAGUCAGAGGGUGGAGUGGGAUGAGAAGUGGGAGUUGAAGGAGGAGUUGGUGCCUGGAUGGACAAAGUAG
Aureobasidium uvarum is the source of this 4062-nucleotide messenger RNA. The record is from the annotation of a GenBank genome assembly. NCBI's taxonomy places the organism in Eukaryota, Fungi, Ascomycota, Dothideomycetes, Dothideales, Saccotheciaceae.